Messenger RNA from Falco peregrinus (peregrine falcon), 4100 nucleotides. It is a transcript of the gene CSRNP2, whose product is annotated as cysteine and serine rich nuclear protein 2. Gene Ontology annotation, biological process: regulation of transcription by RNA polymerase II. NCBI's taxonomy places the organism in Eukaryota, Metazoa, Chordata, Aves, Falconiformes, Falconidae. The record is from RefSeq and is a predicted model, not a curated record. Gene Ontology annotation, cellular component: nucleus. Gene Ontology annotation, molecular function: DNA-binding transcription factor activity, RNA polymerase II-specific; sequence-specific DNA binding.
UAAGGGGCGGUGCAGCGCCGCGGCCCCAUUGUUGUCUGCGAGCGGCGGCGGGGCGGGACCGCGCGGCCACAGCCCCAGCGCGCGCCCCGCGCCCCCGGGAGCCGCCCCCGCCCCGCCCGCCCCGCCCCGUCGCGCCCGGGCCGUGGUGAGCCCCCCACCCCCACCCCCCCCCGGCACCCCACGGCUCUCCAUGCGAACCGGGGCCAAAUGGAUGCGAUCGCCAGCGCCGGGCUCAAGAGGAAGUUUGAGGAUGCGGACGUGGGCUCGCCGGGCUCCAACUCGGACGACGAGAUCUCCAACAGCGACAGCGCCGACAGCUGCGACAGCGUCAACCCCGCCAGCUCCACCGGCUUCAUCCCCACCUCCAUCCUGAAGCGGCAGAAGCAGCUCCGCAGGAAGAAUGUCCGCUUCGACCAAGUGACCGUCUACUACUUCGCCCGGCGCCAGGGCUUCACCAGCGUGCCCAGCCAGGGCGGCAGCUCCCUGGGCAUGGCCCAGCGCCACAACUCCGUGCGCCGCUACACGCUCUGCGAGUUCGCCCAGGAGCAGGAGGUGAACCACCGGGAGAUCCUGCGGGAGCACCUCAAGGAGGAGAAACUCCACGCCAAGAAGAUGAAGCUCACCAAGAACGGCACGGUGGAGUCGGAGGAGGCGGCGGGGCUGACGCUGGAGGACGUCUCGGACGACGACAUCGACGUGGAGAACGUGGAGGUGGAUGACUACUUCUUCCUGCAGCCGCUGCCCACCAAGCGACGCCGCGCGCUGCUCCGGGCCUCGGGCGUCCACCGCAUCGACGCGGAGGAGAAGCAGGAGCUGCGCGCCAUCCGCCUGUCCCGCGAGGAGUGCGGCUGCGACUGCCGCCUCUACUGCGACCCCGAGGCCUGCGCCUGCAGCCAGGCGGGCAUCAAGUGCCAGGUGGAUCGCAUGUCCUUCCCCUGCGGCUGCUCCCGGGACGGUUGCGGUAACAUGGCCGGUCGGAUCGAAUUCAAUCCCAUCCGGGUGCGGACUCACUACCUCCACACCAUCAUGAAGCUGGAGCUGGAGAACAAGCGCCAGGGCGGGCGGCCACCGGCGCCGGAGGAGGAUGCGGCCGCUGCGGCUGCUCCCGGCUCCGCUGGCGACUGGCUGGGGCCGCAGCCGGCCGAAACGCAGGACUUCCAGGAAUUCAUGGCGGAGAACGAGACGGCCGUCAUGCACCUGCAAACGGCGGAGGAGCUGGAGAGGCUGAAGGCUGAGGAAGAUUCCAGCAACGGCUCCGGCGUGGAGAGCUUGGGCGUUUGCAUCCUGGAGGAGCCGCUGGCCGUGCCGGAGGGGUUGUGCCCGGCUCUGGCCGCCCCCAUCCUCAUCCAAGCCCAGUUGCCUCCAGGCUCGUCCGUCCUCUGCUUCGCCGACGGCCCGGAGCAGGCGGCCUCGCCGGUGGGCAACCAGCCCUACUUGAACGAUGGCCCCGUGGUCUACUACCAGGUGGAGCAGCGGCCGGCGCUGGGCGCCAAGGGCGAGAGCAGCGCGGCGGAGCCGCCGGCACCGGCCCCCUGCCCCGGCGACAAGGACCUGGGCGGCCCCCCCGGCCCCCCCGUGACUUGCAGCCGAGCCGCCGCCACCCAGGGGGAAGCAGCCAAAAAUCCUCCGUCGUCCCCAGAGGAUGCGCCCGCUCCCCGCCGCGCCCCCUCCCCGUCCCCCCCGGCGCCGGAGCGGGCGCAUGAGCCGCCCCCCGCCGAGGAGCCCCCGCUGGGGCCCGUCCUGCCCGUGUGAGCGGCCCCCUCCCCCCCUCGGAGCUCAUUUAUUUAUUGACAAUGAUAUUUUAUGGACCGGCAGCAUCGCGGGGAGCGGGGGCUGCGUUGUACAGAAGAUUUUAGACGGCGUCGCCGCGCCGGGAGCCUGGAGCCUUCUCCCGGUUUGGCCGAUGGGACACGCCUGACCUGGAGCCUCCCGCUUCCCACGGCAGCUCCUGCCCGUUCUCCAUCCCCGGAGCAUCCCCCACCGCGGACCAGGCUGUCUUUUUUGGUUUUUAAGGAAAAAAAUAUUUUUUUUCCUUUUUUUGUUUGUUUGGUUGGUUGGUUGGGUUUUUUUUUUUGCCUUCCUUUAAUGAAUGUUUCCCAGGCUGUGUCACAACCGAGUGCCGGGGAUGCUGCCCCUUCCCAGGAUGGAUCGGGAAGGGCCCGGAGCCAGCGAGGAGGCUCCGACGGCACGUGAGAGACGAGCCCGCAGCCAACGCUCCGGGAAAAUUGGAGAGGAGGGGGCUGAACCCCCCGGAUUUGGGGAGCGGGAGCCCUUGGCGGCGGCAGCACGAGAUCCGUGUCCGUCUGCCCGUCCCGUGCUCCGCGCUCGCCCUGAGGAACCCUCAAAGCCUCUGGCCAGGUGGUAAAAGCACUUUCGAUCCCCUCCCCCCGCGCACCCCCCCAACCCCCAGGGCCCCCCCUUUGCCUCCGGCAGAAACUGGCCCCAUUGAGGGUCUCUGUGCUGCGUCAUGGGGGGCUGGGGGAGGGGGCGUCUCCCCUCCUUCCCCUAUUUACCAGGCUCUGGGCGAGCCCAUCUGGGCUUUUUAAGGAGGGAAUUGCCGGGGGGGGGGGGGGCACGAGGACCCCCCCCUUGCCCCACAAGCCGCCUCUGCUGGAGGGUUGACGCAGUUUCUCCUUGGAAAACCACCCUGGGACGCGGCUCCCGAGGGAAACGGCCCGGCUGGGGGGCAGGGAGGGUGUUUUUUGGGGGGGGGAGCUGUGAUCUGGUGAGGUGCUCAAAUUAUUUGGGGGGGGUCGUUGCGGUUUAAGGCUCUUCUGGCAGUGACCGAAGGUGUUUGGAGGGGUGCGAAUCCCCCUUUGCUGCUCCAGCCCGGCCACCCCCUCCCCCUGUGCCGGGACUGAGCCCCCCCCGGGGACCCCAUCCCCUCCUCCAGGCCGCAGCCGGGGGGAAGGGGCUGGUUUCCCAACCGGGGGGGCGUUGGUGCAGGUCACCGGCCGCACACAAGGGCUGGACGGGGAGGAACGAAGCCUUAUCGCUCGCGGACCCCCGCAUCCCCCCCCCCAGCCAGGAGCUGCCCCCCGCCCCCCUCAGCCGUGGGGGCUUUUUUCAGCUGCUGCAGGACACGGAGCUGCCAAACCCGAGCGGACGGUGACACUUUCUUUCUUUCCCUCCCCCCCUCCCCCUUUUUUUUUUUUUUUUUUUUGGGAUUCCCAACGGACUCGGCGCUCCCUGGGAUCUGCUCCGAGCUCCGUCAGCCGACAGAAUGAAUCCUCGGACGCUGGUCAGGGUGGGCGCUUUCCCCAGAAGCAAAGAACUCACAGGAUUUAUUCUAUUUUUACAAAGAGAACUAUGCUGUUAAUAGUGCAAUGAAAGCGCGUUUCUGCCUUUUUUUUCUUUUUUUUUCCCCUUUUUUUUUUUUUUUUUGGUUUUCUUGGUCGGUUUAAACGUACUCACGGACACUAAUGCUGGUUCCUGCUGGAUUCAUCCCCGUGUCAGAAACCAACCAGCCCAUCUCCUCUCUCUGGUGCUACCGGGAGCCGUGGCACCGGCACGUCGCCGAAAUCCCGGCGGCCCCCGGCUCCUCGUCCUAUUUAAACAGCGACUCCGCGACCCCCAAACCCCCCGGCUCACACGAAGGUGGCUUUUUCAUUUUCCAGUGUGAAUCCAAAGCUUGUCCUCCCAGUAUUUUUUUUUCCCGCCCCCCCGCCCCCCCCCCAGCCUUUUCUGUUCUUUUCAUGGUGAUAAUGCUGUAUUUAAAGAGAAUAUUUAAGUGUAAAAAUAAAAGAAAUGCUCAACCUUGCACGGUGAGUUUGGGGUUUAAAGGGGGUGAAACCCACCCUGGGGCAUUCCUCUUGGGGGGGGGGGGGUCUCAGAUUCCUGUAAAAAUAGCGGAGGGGGGGUAGGGGAAGGCGGUUCUUCUCUGAGAGUGGAGCGCAGAGCGGGUGAUUCCAACCCCUUUUUAUCCCUGAGUAAUGCUUAAAAAGGGAAAAAUUCCAGGUGAUAGACACACCGUCCGCGGGCGAGGAGCUGGUGGUGGGACACGGCGUCGUCCCCGGCGCGGGAGGAGCCUCAGAGAGACGCCGGAGCCGCUCGCUGGGGUUUUGUCUUUAAUAAAACACCGAAAAGUUGGUUUAAAUCCA